AAGCAGAAGAAGAGGGAACGGUCUUGUUUUUGUCAGCUGCCACACGCAGCACUCCUGAUGCGAAAAUGCGCAUCGAAAAGUGUUAUUUUUGCUCGGGACCAGUGUACCCCGGACAUGGGGUGAUGUUUGUACGGAACGACUGUAAGACAUUCAGAUUCUGCAAAUCAAAAUGCCACAAGAACUUCAAGAAGAAGCGCAACCCAAGAAAAACAAGAUGGACCAAAGCAUUCAGAAAGGCAUCAGGAAAGGAGCUGACAGUGGAUAACUCUUUGGAGUUUGAGAAACGCAGAAAUAUUCCUGUCAAAUAUAACAGGGAGCUUUGGGAUAAGACAGUGGAAGCAAUGAAGAAAGUGAACGAAAUAAAACAUAAACGACAGGCAAGAUUUAUCAUGAACAGAUUAAAGAAGGGCAAAGAGUUGGAGAAAGAAGAGGCCAUCAGCGAAGUCAAGAAAAACAUUCACCUCAUCAAAGCACCACAUGCAGGAAAAGCCAAACAGUUGGAAGACAAAAUGGUGCAGAAGUUGCAAGAAGAUGUGGAUAUGCGGGAGGAGGAUGAAUAAUCUUCUGUUGCCUUUUUUUUUUACGUUUUUUUUUUUCUCCUAAAACUUUAUUGUAUAUUUGUUUGGAAAUUUAAGUUUGCAAAUAGCAGUUGUUGUGCUGAGUAAAGCAUUUGGCUUUAAAUUGCUGUGAAAGAUUUGAAGGUAUUGACUUCAUAAAGGCCUUAGUGCAAAGCAGCAGCCAUUAACUGCAGUUUUCCCAGUUGCUCUGUUUUGGUUUUCACUGUGUGGUAUUUGGAGCAGUGAAGAAAUGGAUUUAACCCUGUUGCAAAGUCUAAUGUAUUACAGUUGUUCUGAAAAUAUUAAGAUUGCCGAUAUAUUAAAAACCAUCUUUUCUGGAA
Molecule: messenger RNA, 898 nt
Organism: Maylandia zebra (zebra mbuna)
Lineage: Eukaryota; Metazoa; Chordata; Actinopteri; Cichliformes; Cichlidae
Gene: rsl24d1
Product: ribosomal L24 domain containing 1
Biological process (GO): ribosomal large subunit biogenesis
Cellular component (GO): nucleolus
Molecular function (GO): structural constituent of ribosome
Source: RefSeq, a predicted model, not a curated record